CUGACCUUCACACCAACGGCCACCUUUCAUCUUGUCCUCUACCAGCUCAGAGCGGCAAUCUACACACCAUACACAGUGCUACCAAACACCAUUACAUCCUUCUCAAUAUGGCAUCACCGCAACUCAAAGCCGUAAUCUUCGACAUUGGGGGCGUCGUGGCGCGCAGUCCCUUCGUUGCUAUCGCUGCGUAUGAGCGCAAGCACAAGAUCCCCGAGAACUACCUCAACUGCUCUAUUGUCGCAAGGGGACCGCAAGGCGCCUGGCAGCGGUUCGAGCGCGGAGAGCUCCCGCUCCUUGAAUUCUACAAGGCCUGGAGUGAAGACCUAUCAGACACCGUGAACGGAAACAAGUGGUAUACGGCAUACUGCCGUCGAAAAGGCAUUGAAACGCCGCAAUUGCCGACAGAGCUGAAGAUAGAUGCGCGAGAGCUGUUUGGCGAGAUGAUGCGCGAGUCCGCCGAGCUCGACCCUCACAUAGUUAGAGCGAUUCGGCGUAUACGGGAAACUGGACGUUACAAGGUCAUCGCACUCACCAACAAUUAUGCGUCAACGGUAACGCAAGACGUACCCUCCACGGAGCUUGCCUUCCUGGGAUGGCAGAACGGGGCGAUCUCGCAAGACCUUGUCGACCUUUUCGACGAUUUCUGCGACAGCAGCAAGCUAGGCAUGAGGAAACCUGAGCCCCAGUUCUACCUUCUGGCCUGCAAGCGGAACGGCAUAAAGCCAGAAGAGGCCAUCUUUCUGGACGACAUAGGCAUGAAUUUGAAGGUUGCCAAACAGUUGGGGAUGGAGACGAUCCACGUUCCCAUAGGAGGCACUCUAGACGCUGUCAGGCAGCUAGAGCGUAGGUUGGGAUUGGACCUCACGACACCCGAGGACAAGCGCGUGAAGUUGUAAGGGGGCAGGGUAAGGUCAACAGCGGGGUUUUGAGGUAGAUCCGACGGUGAACAUAGCAAAGUCACGCGAAUGGCGAUGUUUAUAGGGAACGUGUAUUCAAGGUCAUGACUUCUACGGCUCUAGAAGGGCUUGUCGGAGGCAGGAGUCUUGUCCGUGAAGUAGUUGCCCAGCUAGGAGGGUGUCAGAAGUGAUCCUCCUCUCAAAACGCGGCACGCACCAAGGGAGCCUUCGACAGAACGCGCUGCUGCAGCAGCGGAGUCGUUGAGAGCAGC
Molecule: messenger RNA, 1168 nt
Organism: Schizophyllum commune H4-8
Lineage: Eukaryota; Fungi; Basidiomycota; Agaricomycetes; Agaricales; Schizophyllaceae
Product: HAD-like protein
Exons: 9
Coding region: 108-896 (262 amino acids)
Source: RefSeq, a predicted model, not a curated record